Messenger RNA from Alosa sapidissima (American shad), 802 nucleotides. It is a transcript of the gene ltc4s, whose product is annotated as leukotriene C4 synthase. Bases 96 to 542 code for a protein of 148 amino acids. Lineage: Eukaryota; Metazoa; Chordata; Actinopteri; Clupeiformes; Clupeidae. The transcript has 5 exons. Gene Ontology annotation, molecular function: glutathione peroxidase activity; leukotriene-C4 synthase activity; glutathione transferase activity. The record is from RefSeq and is a predicted model, not a curated record. Gene Ontology annotation, cellular component: membrane; nuclear envelope; endoplasmic reticulum. Gene Ontology annotation, biological process: leukotriene biosynthetic process.
GAGAUAAAAUCAUCGCAGUGCAGCCUUCAAAGCGUGCAGAAGUGCUCUUUGCUGCCUCUCAACAUUCACUGUUCUACUAAAUCGCCUACUGAACGAUGCACGACCAGACUGUCUGCAUUGCUGCAGUAACGGUAUUAGGUCUUUUAGAGCAAGCGUACUUCUCGCUGCAGGUUAUCUAUGCUCGACGCAAGUACUCCGUCUCCCCACCAAUGACAACUGGACCACCAGAAUUUGAAAGAAUCUUCAGAGCUCAAGCAAACUGUUCCGAGUAUUUCCCCAUCUUCAUCUCUUCUCUGUGGGUAUCUGGGCUCUUCUUCAGUCAAGGGGUUACAACUCUUUUCGGACUCCUUUACCUGCAUGGCCGUUAUCAGUACUUCUGGGGCUAUGCUGAGUCCCCUCUUGGCAGGCUUAAGCCUCUGUACUUCUGCGCCAAAGUCCAGUGGGUGUUGAUCGGGCUAGGAGCUGUGGGGGUCCUGUGCACCAUGAGUAGGCUCUACCUGGGCGUCGACAUCCCCCAGUCCAUCAACCACAUCUUCCUCUGAGGAAAUGCAGAGCAUGAUUACAGCGAAGAGGAAGCCGAUUAGAGGUGUACUGGGUGCAUAUGUGUACACCCUUUGUGCAAAAUUAAGAAACACAACCUGAAGGAGACAGGGUCCGUUUGUAAAAAAUAUUUUGUACAAAGCAUUUUUUUAAAUUGAAGGAAAAAAUGAAGGAAGAGGACUUGCAAACACAAUUAUUUCAUCAUCUUUUCAUGUCUGUGUAACCAUCUAUCUUUCGAUAAAAUAAAAAUCUGCAAAAUGUG